AUGAAUGUACCAGUAUCGACUGUGCAGACGAGAAGACGGCUGAAAAAGGUGGAGGAAGAGGAAAAUGCAGCUACUUUGCAGCUUGGCCAGGAAUUCCAGAUGAGACAAUUGAACCACCAGGGUGAGGAAGAGGAAUUAAUUGCGUUGAACCUGAGUGAAACUCGUUUGGUUAUCAAGGAAGCACUUGUCGAACGUAGGAAGGCGUUUAAACGGUCGCAGAACAAACGUAAGAGUAAGAAAAGAAAUGCAGUGAGUAAGAAUGAGACAGAUUCCACACUAGUAGAGGGCAGGGAAAAUGGUACUGGGUCUGAAGGCCAGGUAGAUCACCAUGGAGCUGAUGCGGAUAUGGAGGAUGAUGAUGAUGAUGAGGAUGAUAACGAUUUUAUGCACACAGAGACCCGUGAAAAGGAGCUGGAGUCGCUAGAUGCACUUCUAGAGCAAACUACAGGUGGUAACAACAAGGAUUUAAAAAACACAAUGGAAUAUUUGACUAAUUUUUCUAGGUUCAGGGACCAGGAAACGGUUAGUGCAGUGAUUCAGUUGUUGAAGAGUGUUGGAUUGCACCCUUUCGAAGUAGCGCAGUUAGGAUCUCUAGCGUGUGACACAGCCGAUGAGGCCAAGACUUUGAUACCAAGUUUGAAUAACAAGAUUUCGGAUGACGAUUUGGAAAGAAUCUUAAAAGAACUUUCCAAUCUGGAGACGUUAUACUAA
This is a messenger RNA of Torulaspora delbrueckii, 711 nucleotides long. RefSeq names its product DNA-directed RNA polymerase II subunit RPB4 (gene RPB4). Gene Ontology annotation, molecular function: translation initiation factor binding; nucleotide binding. Gene Ontology annotation, biological process: nuclear-transcribed mRNA catabolic process, deadenylation-dependent decay; transcription initiation at RNA polymerase II promoter; mRNA export from nucleus in response to heat stress. Bases 1 to 711 code for a protein of 236 amino acids. The transcript has a single exon. The record is from RefSeq and is a predicted model, not a curated record. Gene Ontology annotation, cellular component: P-body; RNA polymerase II, core complex. Lineage: Eukaryota; Fungi; Ascomycota; Saccharomycetes; Saccharomycetales; Saccharomycetaceae.